AUGAGUAAAUUAAUUCCAAACGCUGCCAAGUUCUUCGCCGGUUCCACCAUCACGAAAACGGCCGCCCCGGUAGUGACUACGUCGACCUCGAAAUACAGCACGAAAUCUGAAGCUACGUUUGAAAUUAAGCCCUAUAAACUUCAUAAAUUGGAGAAGGGACCAGCAACGUCAGCUACACUUACAUCAGAAGAUGCACUCAAAAUCUAUGAAAAGCUUGCAGUACUGCGACGAAUUGAGACUGCAUCAGGCAAUUUGUAUAAAGAGAAGAUUAUUCGAGGUUUUUGCCACUUAUAUUCAGGUCAGGAGGCAGUAGCAGUUGGAAUGAGAGCAGCUAUGCGGGAUGUUGACACUGUUAUAACAGCUUAUCGCUGCCAUGGAUGGACUCAUCUCAUGGGAGUUAGUGUAUUGGGUGUGCUCUCUGAGCUAACGGGCCGUCGGACUGGUUGCUCAAGAGGCAAAGGAGGCUCCAUGCAUUUGUAUGGCAGAAACUUUUAUGGUGGCAAUGGCAUUGUAGGGGCUCAGGCGCCAUUGGGUGCAGGUGUUGCUUUAGCGCACAAAUACCGUGGAGACGGUGGAGUUACCUUCACUCUCUAUGGAGAUGGAGCUGCUAAUCAGGGCCAGUUGUUUGAGGCCUACAACAUGGCUAAAUUAUGGGACCUACCUUGUGUAUUCGUUUGUGAAAACAAUGGCUACGGUAUGGGUACAAGUGUAGAUAGAUCCUCAGCAAGUACAGACUACUAUUCCCGCGGGGACUAUGUACCUGGAAUAUGGGUAGAUGGUAUGGAUGUCAUCGCCACAAGGGAAGCAACCCGCUAUGCCAUAGAUUAUUGUACCAGUGGAAAAGGUCCUCUGGUGAUGGAGAUGGAGACUUACCGAUACUCUGGCCAUUCUAUGUCGGACCCUGGGACGUCGUACCGAACUCGCGACGAGGUGCAAGAAGUGCGGCAGACCAGGGACCCCAUAACAUCUUUCAAGGAGAAAAUAAUUAGCAGGGAACUGGUCACUCCUGAUCAGCUCAAGGAAAUCGAUACUAAAGUUCGCAAGGAGGUGGACGAAGCAACGAAGCAAGCGAAGACUGAACCUGAAGUAGGAACAGAAGAACUGUCUGGUGAUGUUUACUACAACAACCUCGAGCCGUAUAUCCGUGGUUUGCAUCCAGACGCACCAUUACAACACUGCGAAGUUGUUGCACGCAAUUAA
Messenger RNA from Parnassius mnemosyne (clouded apollo), 1200 nucleotides. NCBI's taxonomy places the organism in Eukaryota, Metazoa, Arthropoda, Insecta, Lepidoptera, Papilionidae. The record is from the annotation of a GenBank genome assembly.